ACCAACCCUUUCUUAAAUCUCAUAAAACCCUACAAAAACCCUCUCUCGGCAGUUGCCCGUCUCUUGCUCCCUCCCUCUCUCCCGCUGUGUGGAGUUUUUGACAUCCCUUUUCAUGCUUCUCAAGUCAUGCAUCUUACCUUGACACCAACACCAUUUCCAAUUCGUCUCGAAUUCUAGAACUAGGGUUUUUCUCUUUUGAAAGAUAAGAGGGAGAAUAUGGCAAGAACUUGUGCUGCUGGGCUCAUUUCGGCCUUAGCCUCUGCUUCUCUGGGUAUUGACUGUGCAUAUGCCGAUGGUUCCUUCAGCUUUUCACCUUUCCAUUCUUCUUCUUCUUCUUCUCCGGCUGCGCCCCAAGGUUCCCCUGGAAUUCCUCAACACGAAUCCUCAUCAUCGAAAGAAGAGGCUCCUCCGCGGGUUCGCAAUGAUAACCCGCGCACCACCUCAGCUGGGUUCGAUCCUGAAGCAUUGGAGAGAGGCGCCAAGGCGCUUCGGGAGAUUAGCAGCUCUGCCCAUGCCAAGAAGGUGUUUGAGGUGAUGAAGAAGCAGGAGGAAACAAGACAAACAGAGUUGGCUACAAAGGCGUUGGAGUUUAAAGCAAUGCAAGCUCACUCUGAAACAGAGAGGCAAAAGGUUAUAUAUGAAGAGCAGAAAAAGCUAGCUCAGCAGCAGGCUCAAAUAAAAUCUCAGAUGGCUCGAUAUGAGGAUGAAUUGGCAAGGAAAAGGAUGCAGGCAGACAAUGAACAUCAAAGAGCAAGGAAUCAAGAGCUCGUAAAACUACAGGAAGACUCAUCAAUUAGGCAAGAGCAAGCCAGGCGAGCUACAGAAGAGCAGAUUCAAGCACAGCGUCGGCAAACAGAAAGGGAGAAGGCUGAGAUGGAGCGUGAAACAAUAAGAGUGAGAGCCAUGGCAGAAGCAGAAGGGAGAGCCCAUGAAGCAAAGCUGGCAGAAGACGUUAAUAGACGAAUGCUGAUGGAACGUGCUAGUGCAGAGAGAGAGAAAUGGGUUGCUGCUAUAAACACUGCUUUUGAUCAUAUUGGAGGGGGUUUGCGGGCUAUAUUAACGGAUCAAAAUAAGUUGGUUGUAGCUGUUGGUGGAGUGACAGCUCUUGCUGCAGGAAUCUAUACAACAAGGGAAGGUGCAAAGGUGAUUUGGAGCUAUGUUGACAGAAUAUUGGGACAACCGUCUUUGAUCAGGGAGUCCUCCAGAGGAAAGUACCCCUGGUCAAACUUGUUUUCUCGUAACUUUAGCACUUCAUCACGUAGCAUGAAUAAGGGGUCUGCCUCAAAAAAUGGGAAUGGAUUUGGAGAUGUGAUUUUGCAUCCUUCCCUUCAGAAAAGAAUUGAGCAGCUGGCUAAUGCAACUGCCAACACAAAAUCCCAUCAAGCGCCAUUCCGGAACAUGCUGUUCUAUGGCCCUCCAGGAACAGGGAAAACUAUGGCUGCCAGAGAGCUGGCUCGGAAAUCUGGAUUGGAUUAUGCUUUGAUGACUGGUGGAGAUGUUGCACCGUUGGGAUCACAGGCAGUUACAAAGAUACAUCAACUGUUUGAUUGGUCUAAAAAGUCUCGUAAGGGCUUACUGCUCUUCAUUGAUGAAGCAGAUGCAUUUUUGUGCGAGCGGAACAAAACCUAUAUGAGUGAAGCCCAAAGAAGUGCUCUCAAUGCCCUCCUUUUCCGCACUGGUGAUCAGUCCAAGGACAUAGUCCUUGCACUUGCUACAAACCGUCCUGGAGAUCUUGAUUCAGCUGUGGCAGACCGUGUUGAUGAAGUUUUGGAGUUCCCUUUGCCCGGGGAAGACGAACGCUUCAAGCUUUUGAAGCUUUAUCUGGACAAAUACAUAGCUCAAGCUGGAGCCCGUAAACCUGGCUUCUUCUCACAAUUGUUCCAGAGACAGCAACAGAAGAUAGAGAUUAAGGGAUUAACUGAUGAUGUUCUAAGGGAAGCAGCAGCUAAAACUGAUGGAUUCUCUGGCAGAGAGAUUGCAAAAUUGAUGGCUGGUGUCCAAGCUACCGUUUAUGGUAGCGAGAACUGUGUGCUUGACCCAAAAAUGUUUCGCGAGGUUGUAGAUUAUAAGGUUGCGGAACACCAACAGAGAAGGAAACUUGCUGCUGCAGAGGGAGGAAACACUUGACGGUGCCCCCUUUUAGUUUUAUGAUUAUGAGAAAUUUUUUCCCAUGAGGGGAAAAUUAGCGGGGUUUUGCAUGUGUUUUAUCAUGAUGUUGUUAUCAUUAUUUUCCCCUGCAAUUUCUUAUGGGGGAAUUUUGGUGCAUUAUUUAAUGUUCCAUUUAUUUUAAAUUCUAGUUAUGAUCAUAAAGUAUUUAUAAUUUUUUGUUCC
Malania oleifera is the source of this 2331-nucleotide messenger RNA. RefSeq lists its product as uncharacterized. The record is from RefSeq and is a predicted model, not a curated record. Gene Ontology annotation, cellular component: mitochondrion. Lineage: Eukaryota; Viridiplantae; Streptophyta; Magnoliopsida; Santalales; Ximeniaceae. The transcript is spliced from 8 exons. Gene Ontology annotation, molecular function: ATP hydrolysis activity; zinc ion binding; ATP binding. Bases 217 to 2127 code for a protein of 636 amino acids. Gene Ontology annotation, biological process: mitochondrion organization.